AUCAUCAAUUAUUUCUUAAUAUAUUUAAAUAAAUUUGGGUUACCUCUUAAAGUCAAAUUGUAUGGAAGGCUGAUUUGCAAGUAGUUUGGAAAUUUGGGGCUAAUCUAUAAAUUCCAAAAACUAUAUCCAUAAACUCCCCAAACGACCCGUCAGUCUGCCUUCUUCUCCGAUGCACCGGUCUGGCGAAGCAGCGGCGAAAGUCCAGCGACGAACGUUACAACGGCCACCUUCCUCCGCGGUCAUCCGACCCGCGACGAUUUCCGGCGAGACACAUCCGCCGCGUCAAUCCCAACAGCGGCUAAACAAACAGAAGUCAAGAGGUGGGCAAAGUGCAGUGGCAGCGACGACCCACCGGCGGCAACAACUCCUCCGACAUGGCAGCAGCCUCCCCGACGGUGGAAGACCUGACGACGAUUUGGCUCCAAUCUCCAAGUCCCUCCGCGCCUACGCCCUCAUCUGGAUCCACCCCAACCGGAAGCGCACCACCACCGUCGACCACCACGGCCACACUAGCCCCACCUGGAACAGCAAUUUCUCCUUCAAAGUUGACCGCGAGUUCCUCGAGUCCGACCAGUCCGCCGUCUCCGUCGAGAUCUACACCGUUUCGUGGUUCCGGGACGUCCUCGUCGGGACUGUCGCCGUGAACCUCAAAAAUCUAUUCUCUCCGCCGUCAGCGUAUGGGAAGAGAUCUGUGGCUCUCCAGAUCCGCCGCCCCUCGGGAUCUCCUCAGGGAAUGCUCAACAUCGAAGUCGCUCUACUCGAUGGCGCGUCAUUCCGAGGCAUGCCGCUAGCUGACGUCACCUCCACGUCAUCGAAUUACAGGAAAGAUCUAGAAUUCGAUCGAAGGAACGCUCUAGAACACGAGAUCGGGGAAGACGACGACGAGAGACAGAGGAUCGGCGCGAAGGUUCUUCAAUGGCGUCGAUCCAUGAGCGCGGACAUGUCAGAUCUGAACUGCGAAGACUUUCCUGAGAACUCGGGAUCCAUUUGCAACGGAUCGACGGUGAACGGCGGCUCGGAAGUUUGCUCCGACGUAGGGCCGUCGGCUUCCAUCGUGGCGGCGGAGAUAGCCAGGGAUCGACAGCGGUUGAGGGAGUCGAGAGAAAGGGGAGUCGGAGACAGCAUGGUGCUGGCGGCGGAAGAAGCAGGCGGGAGAGGAUUGAGGACGAAGAUGGAGAGAUGGAGGAGGGAGACGACGGCGGAGGAAAGGGAUGAGGUUGACACGAUGAUUGCGAGAAGCGGUCACCGGCGGCGGAAUUCCGAUAGCGGUGUGUAUUCGUGCUUCGUGUACGGAUUUCAAUUUACAAUUGUUUGCGGUACGAAAAAUAAAAAAUCAGUUACGGAUGAAAUCAAUUAUUCUGAUUAAAAACCUUUGGCAUCUGAAAUUGGCAGCAAAUCUCUUUAUUUGUCAAUUCUAACUUUUUAAUGUAAUAUUUUCUCGGAAUCAACAAAAUAAAUUCUCACACGAUUUUUAAACUAAUUGACCACAACGCCAAAAUAGAAUAAAAUAGGUGAAAUUUG
Molecule: messenger RNA, 1521 nt
Organism: Cuscuta campestris
Lineage: Eukaryota; Viridiplantae; Streptophyta; Magnoliopsida; Solanales; Convolvulaceae
Source: the annotation of a GenBank genome assembly